GUUGACUUAAUAUCAGCAUACUUAGCUUAGAACGUCAAAUUGUUUAUUAUUACAAUAAUAUGGCUUUAAUAUAUUACGACAAAACUAUUCGAACUUCUUAUGAACUUAUAUUAAAUGGCUUAAAAGAGUCAUCAAGAGCUACAUCUAUUCAUGAAUUGGUAAAUUAUGUUACUGUUAAAACAGACUUUCCAGGUAGCGUAUGCUAUCAAGUAAUCAGAAAAGCCUUAGAUAAAGGCUUGGCUUGCAAAACUAUAAGACAACUUGGUGAUCUCUAUAUGGCCAUUCCCUCGAAUAUGGAAAUCACGUCGAGCAUGUUAAAACACUUGAAUCGCUAAAAGAGAAAC
Drosophila sulfurigaster albostrigata is the source of this 344-nucleotide messenger RNA. RefSeq lists its product as uncharacterized. Lineage: Eukaryota; Metazoa; Arthropoda; Insecta; Diptera; Drosophilidae. The transcript has a single exon. The coding region runs from base 60 to 335 and encodes 91 amino acids. The record is from RefSeq and is a predicted model, not a curated record.